Molecule: messenger RNA, 804 nt
Organism: Striga asiatica
Lineage: Eukaryota; Viridiplantae; Streptophyta; Magnoliopsida; Lamiales; Orobanchaceae
Source: the annotation of a GenBank genome assembly
AAAAAAAUUACAGAAACUUCAUCUCUGUCCCCAAAAUCUCUCUCAUGGCGUGUUCAGAUCCAAAAAAAUUACAGAAACUUCAUAUCCAAAUAAAUUACCUAUCGCCCCGUCCUCCCUCGCGCCCAAAAUCGAUCCAUUAUUUUCCGAAAUCUGAAACAUACUGCCUGUUAGGAGAGAGAAAAUCGAGAUCCACCGGAUUCUCCACCGAUCGAUGAAGAUCGGACCGGAGACGGCUGCGGCGCUGGUGCCGAGAUGGCGAACCUUCCUCCGUGGUGCUGUCGGAAACCACGACGUCGUCGAUCGGUUUUCUGCAGGGAGAAAACAGCAACGGGGGCAACGAUAGCGUUAAGAACAGCGGUGAUGGCGGGGGCGAUGUGUGUCGGAUCUGCCGAAAUUUCGGCGAAGAGGAUAAUCAGUUGCGAUGUCCAUGUGCGUGCAGCGACAACAUCAAGUUCGUUCACCAGGAUUGCCUCCUGCAGUGGCUUAAUCACAACAACGCCCGCCAAUGCGAGAGUGCAGUGUUGUAUAUUAGAAGUAAGAGGGAAGGAAAGCAUAUUGAAGGAGAUGUUUGUGGUAUUUCACAUGGUUAUGAGCGUGUUUGAAACGUGAAUUUCGGUAUGAUGGAGAGUUUGGAGACUGACAAAGGGCGUUUGGAAUGUUGACAAAGUUUAGUGGUACUAAUUUCUUUCAUAUUUCCUUCUCUUUUGCUCUCCUGUUUCUUUUCUUUUAUGGGUUGUUAACGAGAAUGAAUAAAGGUGCAUAUAAGUUUGUAGAGUGGAACAUUUCAUUGUCUUUGAGCAGUUG